AUGGCGCGUUUGAAACGUUUGCAUCGGUCUUCAAGCUCCAGCUCCGACGGAGAUCCGGCCGCCCAACGAGCUAAGGUCACCUGGCAACUUUACAUGCUUGCUGCAACUGAUUAUUUGCGUAGCAUGGUUAAUCCUUUAGAAUCAGAACGGAGUCGGGGCGCUCGAUGGUUUGUGCCAUUCUGCCUGCUCUUGAUCCCUGUUUGGGUGAGCCUCGUCAAUAAGGCUGUCCCGGAACCCUACCUCGAUGAAGUCUUCCAUGUCCCGCAAGCACAGGCAUACUGGGCGCAUAAGUGGACGCAAUGGGAUCCGAAGCUUACAACGCCGCCGGGGUUGUAUCUGUGCUCGUACAUUGUCUUUUCUGCUGUGUUGCUGUUGCGCGGGUCUCCGACAAAGCUCACUCCGGACGUCCUGCGAAUGACCAACGUUGGAGCAACUUCGGUUAUCUUUCCUUGGAGACUGCAAAAGUUGUUUGAUACUAUCCAGAGGAUGAAAAAUACUCGCCCAUUGGGAGCGAACUUGUCGCACACCGUGCUGAAUAUUUGCUUGUUCCCUCCGCUCUUCUUCUUCUCCGGUUUGUACUAUACCGAUGUUCUGGCUUUGCUGGUUGUCAUUGAAGCGUACAAUUGGGACUUGGAAAGAGACUCGGAAAAAGACCCGAAAGAAGGACCUAAAAAUGGUGUUCGGGAGACACUGAUUUUCUUGGCUUUCGCACUCGCUGCACUGGUCUGUCGACAGACCAAUAUCUUCUGGGUUGCAGUCUUCCUGGGUGGACUUCAGGUUGUUCGCAAGAUCCGAAAGUCAGCUACGCCUUGCAUGUCAUCCAAAGUGCCAACUAUUGUGAAGCAAGGUCUGCAGAAUGAGGUGUAUGAUCCUCUCGUUUCGGAGGCUUCCUUGGAAGAUUAUUUCAAGACCGCCGUUUCACUUGCAACCAUUGGUCUACAGAAGCCUUUCUCUCUCCUCGUUUCUCUUAUUCCUCACAUCAUCGUCCUAGCAGCCUUUGGCGCGUUUGUACUUUGGAACGAUGGUGUUGUCCUUGGCCACAAGGAGUUCCACACUGCGGGUAUUCACCUGGCUCAAAUGCUCUACAUCUGGCCGUACAUCGCCUUCUUCUCGUGGCCACUGUUUGUCCUUCCUUUGAUCAACAUCCUUGCCCCCAAGCCACUCCCUGAGUCUCUGAACCUUGGCUUCCCGUCGAAGCAACGGAAGUAUCCCAAGCUCAAAGCAGCCCUGAUUGUCAUGCCGCUUAUGCUUGCCGUGGUCCACUUCAACACCAUCGUGCAUCCCUUCACCCUUGCUGAUAACCGACACUAUGUGUUCUACGUCUUCCGCAUUCUUCUGGUCCACCCCGCAGUCAAGUACGCUGCAGUCCCAGUCUACUUCCUCUGCGGAUGGGCCGUGAUCUCUGCCUUUGGAUUCACGACCAUUCAGCGUCCACCCAAAGCCCUACGAGUUCAGGGUGCCCCAGUAGUACCUCCUGCGCCAGCUCCGGCCCCUACCCCAUCCCCAGCUGCGAAAGAGCCAAAACGUAUUCCAGCGUCUGCACGCAAGCCCGUCCAACAGCAUGAGCAACCACCAAAGGGAGCGAAAAAGCCCGCCCGGCCCAACCGCAAGAAUGCCAAGAAGAGCGAGAAAACUGAGGAGAAGCCCUCCGCGGCUAUCACGGAUCCAAAUGAUCCUACAGUUCUAGCUAGAGUCCAAAAGCACAUCUUCGCACGACAGAAAGAAUUGCUGGAAGCACCGCGCGUUAGCUUCGUGCUUGUUUGGCUGGCUGCUACUUCCCUGUCUCUCAUCACGGCACCCCUCGUCGAGCCUCGCUAUUUCAUCAUCCCGUGGGUUAUGUGGCGUGUGCAUCUUCCUCCCCUGCCAUGUCUAUUCAAGUACCGAGAGACUCGUCCUCGCACAGAGGAAGCUAAGCGCCGCUCUGAUUUCAUUAUCAACGCGCCAAAGUUCGUGGAGACAUUCUGGUUCUUGGUCAUUAACUUGAUCACUGGGUAUGUCUUCCUGUGCAAGGGCUUUGAGUGGCCGCAGGAGCCUGGCAAGGUCCAGCGGUUCAUGUGGUGA
Messenger RNA from Penicillium paradoxum, 2061 nucleotides. RefSeq names its product dolichyl-P-Glc:Glc(2)Man(9)GlcNAc(2)-PP-dolichol alpha-1,2- glucosyltransferase (gene alg10). Gene Ontology annotation, cellular component: endoplasmic reticulum. The record is from RefSeq and is a predicted model, not a curated record. Gene Ontology annotation, biological process: dolichol-linked oligosaccharide biosynthetic process; protein N-linked glycosylation. Bases 1 to 2061 code for a protein of 686 amino acids. The transcript is spliced from 3 exons. NCBI's taxonomy places the organism in Eukaryota, Fungi, Ascomycota, Eurotiomycetes, Eurotiales, Aspergillaceae. Gene Ontology annotation, molecular function: dolichyl pyrophosphate Glc2Man9GlcNAc2 alpha-1,2-glucosyltransferase activity.